AUGUUGGAUAUUGCUGCAAAGGAUACAGUAGAUAUUCUAUGUCCUAUGGUCUCAUAUUCGCAAAGAGAGAUUGAGAAGUUUCACUCUAGACCAGAAUACUCUAGAAGUCUCUGGAGCGAAUGUAAAUGA
Funneliformis geosporum is the source of this 129-nucleotide messenger RNA. The record is from the annotation of a GenBank genome assembly. NCBI's taxonomy places the organism in Eukaryota, Fungi, Glomeromycota, Glomeromycetes, Glomerales, Glomeraceae.